This is a messenger RNA of Teleopsis dalmanni, 1941 nucleotides long. It is a transcript of the gene fzy, whose product is annotated as cell division cycle protein 20 homolog. NCBI's taxonomy places the organism in Eukaryota, Metazoa, Arthropoda, Insecta, Diptera, Diopsidae. The record is from RefSeq and is a predicted model, not a curated record. Gene Ontology annotation, biological process: positive regulation of anaphase-promoting complex-dependent catabolic process; anaphase-promoting complex-dependent catabolic process; positive regulation of ubiquitin protein ligase activity. The coding region runs from base 309 to 1868 and encodes 519 amino acids. The transcript has 3 exons. Gene Ontology annotation, cellular component: anaphase-promoting complex. Gene Ontology annotation, molecular function: anaphase-promoting complex binding; ubiquitin ligase activator activity; protein binding.
AAAAUUUAGAAAUUAUUUUUACGUGUGAAAUAGAUAUUAGUACUAGACUAAAGACUCACUAAAAAUAAAAAUAGUUAUUAACAAAUACAUUCACGCAGUUUAUAUGUAUGGUUAACUUAUAAAUGACAUUAACAUUUUUAUGCCACAUGCAACUCUGCUAAUUUUUCGUAGUCCUUAUAUUGUCAGUACUGUUCGCACAGUAUCAAGCGCAAAAAUUAAAUUCAGCAAGGCCGCCAUUACCAACGACAACAUACGACGCAUUCUGUUUUGAUUAAUACGGAUGAUUAAAGAUAUAAUUUGUAACUAAAAUGUCGCAAUUUAAUUUUGUUAAUGAAAUUAAUAGCGCGCUUUCAAUGAAUGGCGAAAUAAGUCGUGGACCAGCACCGCGCUGGAAAAAGAAGCAUGAUGUUUCUAGUUUUAGCUUGAACGCCAGUGCUAACAAUUCGCGUUCGGUACUUUCCGUAUUGUACAAUACCAGCAUUUCAAAUCUUAAUCCAAACUUGAAGACACCUGUUAAAAAUCCUGACACUCGUCCCAAGAAAACUCCUAGUAAAACACCAAGCGGUGGUGAUCGUUUCAUACCGAAUCGUUGUGCCAGUAAUUUUGACAUAGGACAUUUUCUGUUAAAUAAGGAGCGUGAACAAGAACGCGACAAAACCGAAAAUGACAAAAACAAAAUUUCUCCUAGUAAACUCGAACGACAAAAAUUAAUUGCCGAUUCAUUAAAUAUUGGCGAUCUGAAGUCAACACGUAUACUUUGUUAUCAAAAUAAGGCUCCAAGUGCACCAGAUUCACAUCAAAAUCCAUUAAAGGUUGUAUUUUCCACAAAUACACCACACUCGAGUAAAAGUGGUACACGGUAUAUUCCCUCAACUUCGGAUCGUAUAUUGGAUGCACCUGAUAUUAUCAAUGACUAUUAUUUAAAUUUAAUGGACUGGAGUUCUGAUAACAUAGUGACUGUAGCGCUCGGUAGUGCUGUAUAUUUAUGGAAUGCCGGAACUGGAAAUAUAGAGCAAUUGGUUGAGUACGAGGGUGGCGAUCACGCUUGCUCUUUGUCCUGGAUUCAAGAAGGCCAGAUAUUAGCUAUAGGCAACACUACAGGUGUAGUGGAGUUAUGGGAUUGUACAAAAGGAAAACGUUUACGCAUUAUGGAGGGUCAUAGUGCACGUGUUGGUGUAUUGGCUUGGAACUCUUUUCUGGUUUCAUCGGGUAGUCGCGAUUGUUCUAUAAUACAUCACGAUGUACGCGCACGUAAUCACAGGGUUAGUACGUUAAAUUCACAUACACAGGAAGUGUGCGGUUUGAAAUGGUCUACAGAUUAUAAGUAUCUUGCUAGUGGUGGCAAUGACAAUUUAGUCAAUGUCUGGCCGGCUGUUAGUGGCGGUGUUGGCACAGGUACAAACGUUUUACAUACACUUAAUGAACAUCAGGCUGCUGUACGCGCAAUAGCAUGGUGUCCAUGGCAAAAGAAUGUAUUAGCCACUGGCGGCGGUACAGCAGAUCGUUGUAUCAAGUUUUGGAAUAUAAACAACGGUAGUAACACCCAUUCUAUUGAUACUCAAUCUCAAGUUUGUGCUUUACUGUGGUCACGUAAUUACAAGGAAUUGAUCUCUGCUCAUGGUUUUGCAAAUAAUCAGUUGACCAUCUGGAAAUAUCCUUCUCUUGUGAAGCAGACUGAACUAAUUGGUCAUACAGCACGUAUAUUGCAAUUGGCUAUGUCACCUGAUGGCAGCACUGUCAUUAGUGCGGGAGCUGAUGAAACUUUGCGUCUAUGGAAUUGCUUUACUCCUGAUCCACAGGCUGCCAAAAAAUCGAAUGCUGUAGCAAGUCGUGCUCAACAAAGCGUUUUCCGUCAAAGUAUUCGCUAAAAAAUUUCAUAUUUUUUAAAUUGACUAAAAUUUCUUUAUUUUUAUAUAUUUGAUUUUUAUAAUAAAUUGUUAU